Messenger RNA from Bipolaris sorokiniana ND90Pr, 893 nucleotides. RefSeq lists its product as uncharacterized. Gene Ontology annotation, biological process: N-terminal peptidyl-methionine acetylation. The record is from RefSeq and is a predicted model, not a curated record. Gene Ontology annotation, molecular function: protein-N-terminal amino-acid acetyltransferase activity. Lineage: Eukaryota; Fungi; Ascomycota; Dothideomycetes; Pleosporales; Pleosporaceae. Gene Ontology annotation, cellular component: NatB complex. The transcript has 2 exons. The coding region runs from base 36 to 617 and encodes 193 amino acids.
CCCACCUACUCACCACAUUCAUCUAGUACAGCACAAUGUCGACCAUACGGCCAAUGCGGCCAGACGACUUGCUGCGCAUAUCCUCAACGAAUCUUGAUCAUCUGACAGAAACAUAUAAUAUUGGGUUUUACCUCGAGUACCUGACCAGAUGGCCCGAGUUGUGUCAGAUUAUCGAAGGCAUGGAUGGUCAGAUUGAGGGAUAUAUCCUAGGCAAACUCGAAUCGUCACCUUUCGCACCCCCAAUAAGCCCCUACAAGCCCUCAACCACGGGUGUCGAAUACCCCAACUACCUUCCAUGGCACGGCCACAUCACCGCCCUGACUGUCGCCCCCAGUGCCCGACGCCUUGGCCACGCAACUGCCCUCUCGUCUGCGCUCGAGCGCUCCUCUGACGCUGCUGACGCAUGGUUUGUCGAUUUGUUCGUGCGCGCGUCGAAUGAAAUUGCAAAAGAACUGUAUCGCAAGAUGGGCUAUAGUGUUUAUCGUGUGGUCAAGGCGUACUACAAUGAUGGCGAGGAUGCACUGGAUAUGCGCAAGAGUUGUAGUCGGGAUAAGAAUCGGGAGUGUGUGAGGGCUGAUGGUGAAAAGUGGGAGGUUGAGGCUGAUGAUGUGUGGUGAGGUGAUGCAUGGCUUUCGUUACGAAAAUCCAAGGACAAAGGACGGACACGAGGAAGGCGGGGAUGUGGGCUUGGAAAAGAUGAGACAUUGAUACCCGGAUUGGAUGAGGGACUUGAAUAUAUCCGUGGACGAGUAAUCGUCUUGACUUGGGAGAUCCAUGGCGAAUAUUGCUAUUAACGAUGCCUUGCAAUUACUGAUAGAAGACAAGAUGAUGAAAUGAAAAUGAUUGAUGAGCUUACAAUCUAUGCGCAGACUUUGGCUGUAUGUGCAACGACG